Triticum dicoccoides is the source of this 1810-nucleotide messenger RNA. Its product is annotated as receptor-like protein 2. The record is from RefSeq and is a predicted model, not a curated record. NCBI's taxonomy places the organism in Eukaryota, Viridiplantae, Streptophyta, Magnoliopsida, Poales, Poaceae. Gene Ontology annotation, molecular function: protein binding. The coding region runs from base 494 to 1810 and encodes 438 amino acids. The transcript has a single exon.
UGAAUUGAACAGUGUCUAGCCUUAUAUAUAGCCAGCUCCCCGCUGGGGUAGAUACAUCUGCGUCAAGAAAAAUAUGUAGAUAACAAACCCAAUCUUUUUUGCAACUCCUUUUUACUAGUUCAAUGAAGCUAAAAGAGAAGAUCACGGGGUCAGCUUAAUUACUUACUAUGUGUAGUGUAAUCUUCCAUUAAUGAAUAAAGACUAUUCUCAUGAAAGAUUUGACAAAGUCAACUGGGUCGUGGCUAUUGAUUUCCAUGCUAGUGUUGCUGUCUUUUGUGCAGACGACUGCAUCCAUGACUUGCAGAAUUUUCAGAACGGUGUUCUGCACACCCUAGCAUAAUAAAGCUACAGCUAGAUGAUAAAUAGUACUCCUUCAGUCCGGAAUUACUUGUCGCAGAAAUGGAUAGAAGUGGGUGUAUCUAGAACUAAAAUACAUCUAGAUACAUCUAUUUCUUUGACAAGUAUUUCCGGACGGAGGGAGUACUAGCCCCACAUGCAUUCUUCAAGCAACAGAAAAAAAAUAAGGGGGAGGAAAAAACAGCAACCAAUGUGUUCCUUCACCAUUCCUCUGGCCGUGCCGCAGCUGUUCCUGCUACUCUCCUUGGCCUCUCCCGCCACCUCAUGCACCGAGCAGGAGAAGCAUGCACUUCUCCAGUUCCUCGCUGGGACGUCGGGAGAUGGCACCCUCGCCGCGUCGUGGCGCCAUGAGACUGACUGCUGCGAGUGGGAAGGAAUCAUUUGCAAUGGAGAUGGGGCCGUCACUGAGAUCUCCCUGGCAUCUAAAGGACUUGAAGGGUGCAUCUCACCAUCUCUCGCCGACCUCACAGGCUUGCUGCAUGUCAACCUUUCGCACAACUCCUUCUCCAGUGGCCUUCCGCUGGAGCUCAUGUCCUCCAGCAGCAGCAUCGCCCUUGACGUUAACUUCAACCGGCUAAAUAGAACGCUGCAAGAGCUGCCGUCUUCGAUCACCACAGACCGGCCUCUGCAGGUACUCAACGUCUCAAGCAACCAGUUCAGCUUAGAACUUCCAUCAGCCACAUGGAAGAUGAUGAAGAACCUAAUCGCGUUCAACGCCAGCAAAAACAGCUUCACUGGGCACAUACCGUCUUCUCUUUGCCUUGGCUCGCCAUCUUUGGCUUUGCUUGACCUCUGUCACAACCAAUUAAGUGGCGACAUUCCGAACACACUGGGUAAUUGCUCCAAGCUCAAAGUGCUCAAGGCUGGCAACAACCACCUAAGUGGGAUUCUCCCUGUUGAAAUCUUCCACGCUACCUCGCUGGAGUACCUCUCCUUCCCCAACAAUGGUUUGCAAGGAGAACUUGAUGGAGCACAAAUGGUCAAACUCAGUAAUCUAGCUACUCUUGACCUUGGAGAGAACCACAUCAGUGGCAACAUCCCAGAAUCGAUAGGUCAGCUCAGGAGGCUGGAGAAGCUCCAUUUGGGUAACAACAACAUGCCUGAGGAGCUGCCAUCAACUAUGGGCAACUGCACAAAUCUCAAAACCAUCGAUCUGAAGAUCAACAACUUCAGUGGAGAUCUAGGCAAGGUAAACUUCUCAACCCUGCAGAAUCUAAGAAGUUUAGAUCUCAUGAGGAAUCGUCUCGGUGGCAUAGUGCCAGAAAGCAUUUACUCAUGCAGCAUGUUGACUGCACUGCGGCUGUCGGGCAACCAUUUCCAUGGUGAGAUAUCACCAAGAAUAGGCAAUCUGAAGCAUCUAUCCUUCCUAUCACUUGGUAGUAACUCCUUUACAAAUAUCAUGAAAGCUUUGCAUGCCCUUAAGAGCUGCAGGAACAUCAGCAAAAAUAAGUAA